Molecule: messenger RNA, 294 nt
Organism: Protopolystoma xenopodis
Lineage: Eukaryota; Metazoa; Platyhelminthes; Monogenea; Polystomatidea; Polystomatidae
Source: the annotation of a GenBank genome assembly
AUGCAAAAUAGGUCAUUUGGCUCACACGGCUCUGAUUAUGUGAUGCACAGGUCCAAUGCAAACGUCGAAUUGAAACAGUUGGUUUCUAUUGUUGCAGCGAUUGAUGACUUGAGAGAUCAAAAGGCCAGUUGCUAUGGCAUGCGAAAUGAGGUCAUGAGGAACUACAGGCCAGUGGUUCUAGGGGAAGAGGAGGGAUUUAUUAGGGCCUUGCAAAGAGGCCAGUCUCAGGUGACCCAAAGAUAUGAUAGAAAGAUGACAUUGUGGGAUCCUGGUUCUGAAUGCAAUAUUGGCUAG